CAAAUGGGUUCUGGGGCCUCAGGUUGCAGACUCCUGGUUCAGAACCUCCAAGCAACCUUCACAGCAGACAUUGCAGCAGGAGUUCAUUCUGGGGCUACACCUCCCUCUGCUGGACAUUAACGGUAUUGCUGUCAAAUGUUUUCAACCUUUAGUCACUGAAGUCAUCAAGUCAGAGGGGUUUUGCAUUGGGGGGCGGAAACAAAAGGUGUCGAAAGAGAGACUCUGAUCUUAUUGGAUGCCUUUGUUCUUUCAAAUUGCAGUGGCGGGUCUGUUCUUAUCAGCCAGAGGGAUCUAAAUGGAAGACAACAAACUGUUAUCAUACUUGGAUUUUUUACCUUUUUAUUUUAUAUUAUUUUGGAUGCUAGAGUAAAGUAGAGAUGAUGGCACAGAUUUGUCAGGGAAUCGAUAAACCAAGCAGACCGAGAGAGGAGCUGAGCCUCAUGCUGGUUGGUGAUGGAGCAGUGGGCAAGACAACCAUGAUAAUCAGCUACAUCUUCAAUGGCUACAACAGCGAGUACAAGCAAACAGCAUUUGAUGUUUUCACUGGUCUAAUUCAUGUGAAUGGAGUUCCUAUCCGUUUGAAAUUAAUUGAUACUGCCGGACAGGAAGAAUUUGGCCACCUUCGCUCUCUCUGCUUUCCCCAUGUGGAUGUUUUCAUCCUCUGCUUCAGCCUGGUCAAUCCACGCUCCUUUGCCAACAUCUCCUCCAAAUGGAUCCCACAGAUCCGCACGGCCAACAGGACCUCUCCCAUUGUUCUGGUGGGAAGCCAGUCAGACCUCUGUCACAAUGUGGGCAUCCUCAUUCACCUAGACCACCAGAGAACCAGACCAGUAAGCAGUAAGAAAGCCAAAAGACUUGCUCACAGAAUCAGAGCUCACAGCUUCAUAGAGUGUUCGGCUUUAACUCAGCACAACCUCAAAGAUGUGUUUGACCAUGCUGUGUACGCUGCCUUUGAACAGAAAGACUCCAAAUCUAGAAAGUUUUCUUUGGUCAGACGUUUGAAGUCUUUUUUGGACAGUAUUGGAGGAAAGUGAUUGAAACUUUUUAAAGAAAACAAAUGUGAAUUUGUGUAUUUGAAAUGUGUGGACCCUGCACAAAAAGCACAAGACUGCAAACUUUAAUUUUUUCAACUUUUUUUCCAGAAUACACUUCAACAAAAAGCUUUAAGGAUGCAUACAACUUCGAUAGUUUUUAAUAAAGUUCUGCAGUCAAUUGUUGUCUAAAGUUUGCUCUCUGAAAGUUACAGUUGGGGAAGGAUCGGAGGGAAAAUGCAGACCCCACAAUUCAGGACAAAUGGUCACCUGCUGUUCCUUUGAAGAGUCAAUUAACAAGACAAAAGCUACUUAAAUC
Messenger RNA from Oryzias melastigma (Indian medaka), 1350 nucleotides. RefSeq names its product rho-related GTP-binding protein RhoU. Gene Ontology annotation, biological process: small GTPase-mediated signal transduction. The transcript is spliced from 3 exons. Lineage: Eukaryota; Metazoa; Chordata; Actinopteri; Beloniformes; Adrianichthyidae. The record is from RefSeq and is a predicted model, not a curated record. Gene Ontology annotation, molecular function: GTP binding; GTPase activity. Bases 378 to 1034 code for a protein of 218 amino acids.